Molecule: messenger RNA, 2792 nt
Organism: Capsicum annuum
Lineage: Eukaryota; Viridiplantae; Streptophyta; Magnoliopsida; Solanales; Solanaceae
Product: cytochrome P450 86A8
Exons: 1
Coding region: 665-2281 (538 amino acids)
Molecular function (GO): oxidoreductase activity, acting on paired donors, with incorporation or reduction of molecular oxygen; iron ion binding; heme binding
Source: RefSeq, a predicted model, not a curated record
AUAACUAUCUUCCAUAAUCACAAUCCCAUGUUCCAUUUAUGGUUGUUCUACUAAUUCUUAACUACAAGUUUUGAAUUUUAACAAAAAAAAAAAAAAGCCAUACAGCUCCAUAACUAUAACUAUCUAUUCCUUUGUACGUAUGUAUGUUCACUUCCCUUUUAUUUUGUUUCAAUGGGAAUCUACAUCUGUUUUAUUUUUCUCUUUCUCCAAACUUUCUCAACUAAUCUCAUUUACUUCAUUCAGUACUACUACUACUACCGUUUCAUUUAAUGCUAGAAUUUAAAGACCAGCUCCUUUCUUUGCAGAAAUUAGUUGGGAAGCUUUUCAUCCCAACCCCCUACCCCCACCACCCCUCUUUGUAUUUUUCCUUUUGAGUCUAUACCCACUGUUAAGUUUUUGGGCUAUAGUGGUUUCAUUGACUGUCCUUUUGCUACUAAUCUUAAAUAUAGUCUUUUCUUUUGUAUGCAUUUAUUGUGUUUGCCAGAUCACAAGGAGAAAAUUUAGAUGGUGAAAUUCAAGAAACAGUCUAGCACUUAGUUAUUGCUACUGAAUUCUACUUCAACUACUACUAUUAUUUUCCUCCCUAUAAAUUCCCUCAUAUAUCUCUUCUACUUUCACUAAGUAGUACUAUACUGACCAUUCUCAAACUGCUUACAAAUAUAAUAUGGACAUUGCUAUAGCUUUGUUCUUGUUUACUGCCAUAACAUGUUAUCUACUAUGGUUCACUUUCAUUUCAAGAUCCCUCAAGGGCCCAAGGGUCUGGCCUUUAUUAGGCAGUUUGCCCGGCUUGAUCGAGAACUCUGAACGUAUGCAUGACUGGAUUGUGGACAACCUCCGCGCGUGUGGUGGCACGUACCAGACAUGCAUAUGUGCUAUCCCUUUCUUGGCCCGGAAGCAAGGUCUCGUGACCGUCACGUGUGACCCGAAGAAUCUGGAGCAUAUUCUCAGGACCCGAUUCGAGAACUACCCGAAAGGUCCGACUUGGCAAGCUGUUUUCCAUGAGCUGCUUGGUCAAGGGAUAUUCAACUCUGAUGGUGACACGUGGCUUUUUCAGAGGAAGACUGCGGCUCUCGAGUUCACGACUCGGACCCUGAGGCAAGCCAUGGCCCGAUGGGUUAAUCGGGCCAUUCAGCUUAGGUUUUGUCCGAUUCUUAAAACGGCUCAGCUCGAAGCCAAGCCGGUUGAUUUGCAAGAUCUUUUGCUUCGGCUUACUUUUGAUAACAUUUGCGGCUUGGCUUUCGGCAAGGACCCACACACAUUGGCACCCGGCUUGCCCGAUAAUACAUUUGCGUUGGCUUUUGACCGAGCCACAGAGGCAUCGCUGCAGCGGUUUAUUUUACCGGAAGUUAUAUGGAAGAUGAAAAAAUGGCUUGGGCUUGGAAUGGAAGUCAGCUUGAGCCGAAGCCUUGUACAGCUGGACAAAUACAUGUCUGAUGUCAUCAGUACACGUAAGCUCGAGUUGAUGAGUCAGCAUAAAGAUGGUAACCCACAUGAUGACUUGUUAUCAAGGUUUAUGAAGAAAAAAGAAUCCUAUACUGACAAGUUCUUGCAACACGUGGCACUCAACUUCAUCCUAGCUGGACGUGACACGUCAUCCGUUGCGUUGAGUUGGUUUUUCUGGUUGGUCAUCCAGAAUCCAGUAGUUGAACAAAAAAUCUUACAGGAAAUAUCCACGGUCUUGGUGGAGACACGUGGCAGUGACACGUCAUCAUGGCUCGACGAGCCGUUGGCGUUCGAAGAAGUUGAUCGGCUAACCUACUUGAAAGCUGCAUUGUCGGAAACACUCCGGCUCUAUCCCUCGGUGCCGGAGGACUCAAAGCAUGUGGUGGUUGACGAUGUGUUGCCAGACGGGACAUUUGUUCCAGCGGGUUCGUCAAUAACAUAUUCGAUAUAUUCAGCUGGAAGAAUGAAGACUACAUGGGGAGAAGAUUGUUUAGAAUUCAAGCCAGAAAGAUGGCUAACUAAAGAUGGCCAAAAGUUUGUAAUGCAUGAACAGUACAAGUUUGUGGCAUUUAAUGCUGGUCCAAGGAUAUGUCUAGGGAAAGACUUGGCAUAUUUGCAAAUGAAGUCGGUGGCGGCGGCAGUACUGCUCCGCCAUCGGCUCACGGUUGCUCCUGGCCACAAGGUGGAGCAGAAAAUGUCCUUGACUUUGUUCAUGAAAGACGGACUUAAAGUGGAUCUUCGUCCAAGAGACCUCACACCAUUCGUGAAUAGUGUAAAGAAGGAAAGAGAGGUGCAAGUAGGCCAAAAAUUGGAACGGGACAAAGAUGAAUGUUCAUAAUUAUGGGUAGAGGGGUGGGGGUUGUUGAGGUGGAUUAAAGAAUGGUGUCGGCAAAUAUUGAUUGCAAAGAAGUACUAUAGUUGGAUUUGGAUGAGCUUAAUAUGGUGGUUAAAUUCUCACAUGAAUAAUCAAUUAUGGCUGCUCUAUGUCACAAAGGAGAAGUGGAGUUGGCAUGAUAUUCAUGAUUUUAAGGUACAUCACAUUAUUCAUUGUGGGAGAAAACUUUUUUGGGUGGUAGAUGGGACAAUUGGAAAUGAUUUUGAGAUUGAAGAGGAGGCAGAUUUCUCAAUAAUGUUAUUACUAGUAAUAAGUUGUACAAGUACUAGCUAGCACUUUUUUCCUUUUCUACUUUUAAUUAUUUUAGUGUCGUAAAACUGAAUUAUUUGUUCUUUUAACUUCGUUUGGUUGAUCAACCUGAAUUCUUUGUAUUUCUACCUUUUCACACUUUAUUGGUAUGUUAAUUCUUUUGUUUCUUUAUAAGAUUUUUAAAUAAUGAUAUUUGUUUUAUGUA